Molecule: messenger RNA, 966 nt
Organism: Cornus florida
Lineage: Eukaryota; Viridiplantae; Streptophyta; Magnoliopsida; Cornales; Cornaceae
Product: thioredoxin-like protein CITRX, chloroplastic
Exons: 4
Coding region: 47-595 (182 amino acids)
Biological process (GO): plastid organization; cell redox homeostasis
Cellular component (GO): thylakoid
Molecular function (GO): protein-disulfide reductase activity
Source: RefSeq, a predicted model, not a curated record
CCUCUGUCUCUCUCUCACACACACACACACCAGAUAAACAGCAACAAUGCAAACUGCCCCAAUUUUCGCACUCCGUGCGCCACCACCAACACCACCACAAUCCUUUUGCUUCUCUCACUCCUCCGUGAAAACCCAUCAGCCAAACUCGCUCUUCUCCACCCCCAAUACCACCAACACGCCCUAUUUGCUAUCAACUCCAAGACCACUAUCACUACCAAGAAAGUUGCUUUGCAGACCCCGUUCAGCCAAGUAUGUCAGAGAAGACUAUCUUGUGAAAAAGUUAUCUGCAAAGGAGGUCCAAGAGCUAGUAAAGGGUGAGAGAAAUGUUCCACUUAUAAUCGAUUUCUACGCAACAUGGUGUGGCCCUUGUAUUUUGAUGGCUCAAGAACUCGAGAUGCUUGCCGUAGAGUAUGAGAGCAAUGCAAUAAUUGUGAAAGUCGACACAGAUGACGAAUACGAAUUUGCACGUGACAUGCAGGUUCGGGGACUGCCAACAUUGUAUUUCAUCAGUCCAGAUCCAAAUAAAGAUGCUAUCCGAACUGAAGGGCUCAUCCCAAUACAAAUGAUGCGGGAUAUCAUCGAUAAUGAGAUGUGAAGACACUGAAACUUUGCUCUGCUUGAUGAAAGGAGGUGACGGCACCGGUUCUAGCUGUAUAUUGAUUGUCUAAGCCCUUCCCAGAAACAAAUUGAGUUUUGUAGCACCGAUGUGUAAUUUGGAAACCCUUUUAUCUGAGUUAUUGCCUUGUAGUAAACAAUGUUGUACUCCAUAUGAUGUGAAUAAUUGAAUUGUUAGGGAUGUCUGGUUGAGAAUUUUUAUGCCCUAGUUAAGGAUUUAUCAGCCAGACACGGCUGCCUCUUCGUUUUGGUUGAACAGACAGCAGGAAUGCCGGAGAAAGUGAGCUUGAAAUUUUGUGAAGCACUAUGGUGAUUUUUUUUAGUACUAAUUAAAUUAGCAUUUGAGUUGUU